This is a messenger RNA of Leptonychotes weddellii (Weddell seal), 1441 nucleotides long. The record is from RefSeq and is a predicted model, not a curated record. NCBI's taxonomy places the organism in Eukaryota, Metazoa, Chordata, Mammalia, Carnivora, Phocidae.
GAGGUCACACAGAAAGCAAAUGGCAGAGCCAAGACUCAGACUCUGCCUGGGUCCUCAUGACCGCGGGGCAGGCAGGCUAGAACGGUUGCUGGGAGCGCAGGCUUUUUGCCUCAGAGCUGGGUCUCGGCUCUGCCCCGGCCCCGGGGCCUCCAACUGCCUGGCCCGGCCUCAGCGUUCUCAUCUGUAAAAUGGGGGUGUGCCUAACGAGGUGGGUGGUGAGAUGAUGCCUGUCCGCUUGGAGCCCAGCCGGCUCUGUGGCCACAGCCCCCUCCCGCCCGGCAUGACGGCGUGUUGCAUUCUGAUGACCGCCCGCUGCCCCGCGCACCCCGGGCUCACCCCCCGCUGCCUGGCCGUCCCUGCAGACCAUUACUGGGACUUCCACCCGCACCACGUGCACAGCGAGUUCGAGAGCUUCGCCGAGAACCACUUCACGGAGCUGCAGAGCGUGCAGCCCCCCCAGCUGCAGCAGCUCUACCGCCACAUGGAGCUGGAGCAGAUGCACGUGCUCGACACCCCCAUGGCGCCCACCCACGCGGGCAUCGGCCACCAGGUCUCCUACCUACCCCGGAUGUGCCUCCCAUACCCCUCCCUGUCUCCGGCCCAGCCUAGCUCGGAUGAGGAGGAAGGCGAGAGGCAGAGCCCCCCGCUGGAGGUGUCGGACGGGGAGGCUGAUGGCCUGGAGCCGGGGCCUGGCCUCCUGCAUGGGGAAACAGGCAGCAAAAAGAAGAUCCGCCUGUACCAGUUCCUGCUGGACCUGCUCCGCAGCGGGGACAUGAAGGACAGCAUCUGGUGGGUGGACAAGGACAAGGGCACCUUCCAGUUCUCGUCCAAGCACAAGGAGGCACUAGCACACCGCUGGGGCAUCCAGAAGGGAAACCGCAAGAAAAUGACCUACCAGAAGAUGGCCCGCGCCCUGCGCAACUACGGCAAGACGGGUGAGGUGAAGAAGGUCAAGAAGAAGCUCACCUACCAGUUCAGCGGGGAGGUGCUGGGCCGCGGGAGCCUGGCCGAGCGGCGCCACCCACCCCACUGAGCCCAGGCCCGCAGAACCCGCCGGGCCCGCCAGGCCUCCCCGCUGGCCAUAGCAUUAACCCCUCGCCCGGCCCGGACACAGGGAGGCAAGCUCCCAGGGGCCAGGGGCAGGACUGUGGCGGGCCGGGCCUCGCCUCACCCGUCCACCCCCUCCUCCGAGCCCGCUACCCACACCCUCUCCUCGCCUCCCACCAGGACUCCAGCCCCGGCUCCAGAGGGCCACCUGUGCGUCUGACCCCAGGGAGGGGUCGGCCCUGUUUAGUGCGACCCGGGGGUGCUACCUUGAAAGUUCGAAGUCAUCAUAUUUGUGUACAUUGAACCCUUCUUCUUAAGCGUCUCUCCCUUCCCCCACCUCUUCCCCGUUAGCUUCCUCAAGGAACGAAGUUAUUAAAGUUAUUCUCAGUGAGUC